Messenger RNA from Phlebotomus argentipes, 443 nucleotides. RefSeq lists its product as uncharacterized. The coding region runs from base 116 to 364 and encodes 82 amino acids. Lineage: Eukaryota; Metazoa; Arthropoda; Insecta; Diptera; Psychodidae. The record is from RefSeq and is a predicted model, not a curated record. The transcript has a single exon.
AAUGUUCGCCUUCCCUGGAAAAUCUACUGUCAAAUUGUGCCUCAAGUGUGUUUUCAUUUGCACGGGAUUUGUUUGGAAACAUCAUCGCUAACCAGGCGAAUAAACUAUCGGCAGAAUGCCCGGUGUUUUUGAGAGCACGGAGAAGCCGAAGAGCGAGUGCGAUAGGGAUGACAAUGCCGCGAUAUCGGAGAACUCCAGCACAAACACGGUGAAUGGCGAGGAGGUGGAGACUCGCGAGCGGACGCAGACCGACGUGCUAAACAAUCAUCUGCUCAAGUCCCUGCUCCAGCGAAUGAACUGUGGCGAGAUGGAUGAGCACUUGGAUGGCCAGGAGAGGCGCGAUCAGGAGGAGGAAUUCGUGUGAAAUGAUACAUGUACAGAGAGAGAGAGAGAGUGCGAUUUGGGAAUAAACCAGCAAUCACAUGCUUGGCUUUGGUGGCUCA